UUCUGGUUUGGCAUAAUAUUUGACAUCAGUGGUGAUUUCAUCACCAAUAUAGCCAUAUAGGCAUUUACAAACUAUAUAUGCCGAGAAUAUCAGCAGCUUAGCCAUCUCUCUCUCUCUUUCUCUGGGAACAAAAAUGCAAACAUCAGCUGCGACAGUAAUAGUUUCGGUAGCUAUAGCUGUUGUAUUGUGGUGGAUAUGGAGAACUCUAAAGUGGGUUUGGUUUGAACCAAAGAUGCUUGAAAGUUACCUGAGAAGACAGGGUAUUCCCGGUACUCCUUACACGCUACUUAUAGGAGAUAUAAAAAGGGACCAUAGCACGUUAAUGGAAGCAAGGUCCAAACCCAUCAAAGUAACUGAUGAUAUCAUCCCACGUGUAUUGCCUUUUCCCUCGCACAUGCUCAAGACUUAUGGAAGAACUUUCUUUACAUGGCUUGGACCUAUACCAACCAUUACCAUCACGGAUCCUGAGCAAAUCAAGGACGUGUUCAACAAAGUUUAUGAUUUCCAAAAGCCACAUACAUUCCCUUUGAGCAACCUGAUAGUCAGUGGACUCUUUAGUUAUGAAGGUGAUAAAUGGGCAAAGCACCGAAGAAUCAUUAAUCCUGCUUUCCACCUUGAGAAGAUCAAGAAUAUGGUACCUGUGUUCCACCAGAGCUGCAGAGAUGUUGUUGGCCAAUGGGACAAGAUAGUCUCCGAAAAAGGGUCAUCCUGUGAGGUGGACGUUUGGCCUGGACUUAUGAGUAUAACAGAAGAUGUGAUCUCUCGUACUGCUUUUGGAAGCAGCUAUAAAGAAGGACAUAGGAUAUUUGAGCUCCAAACAGAACUAGCACAGCUCAUCAUCCAAGCUGUUCAAAAAUCUUACAUACCUGGAUAUAGAUAUCUCCCAACAAAGGACAAUAGAAGGAUAAAAGCAGCAGCCAGAGAAGCACAAGUUAUACUGAGAGGGCUCGUUAACAAAAGGUUAAGUGCAAGAGAAGCUGGGGAAGCACCACACGAAGAUUUGCUGGGUAUACUUCUUGAAUCAAAUUUAGAGCAAGCUAAAGGAAAUGGAAUGAGCAUUGACGAUGUGAUAGAGGAGUGCAAGUUGUUCUACUUUGCCGGGCAAGAGACAACUUCAGUGCUUCUAGUUUGGACAAUGAUUCUGCUAAGCCAACACCAAGACUGGCAGGCUCGUGCACGAGAGGAAGUGAAGCAAGUUUUUGGUGAUAAAGAACCCAAUACAGAAGGCCUUAACCAUCUCAAAAUUAUGACAAUGAUAAUUAAUGAGGUCCUUAGGCUAUAUCCUCCAGUAACUCAUGUAAAACGAGCCAUUCACAAAGAGAUGAAGCUAGGCGACCUGACGCUACCAGGUGGCGUUCACAUCAGUCUACCUACUAUGCUAGUCCAACGCGAUACCCAGCUAUGGGGGAACGAUGCAGCAGAGUUCAAGCCCGAGAGAUUCAAAGAUGGUGUCUCAAAGGCAACAAAGAGCCAAGUCUCCUUCUUUCCCUUUGCUUGGGGACCAAGGAUCUGCAUUGGCCAAAAUUUUGCUUUAUUGGAGGCAAAGAUGGCAAUGGCAUUAAUUCUACAGAGAUUCUCCUUCGAGCUUUCUCCUACCUAUGUCCAUGCUCCUUACACAGUCUUCACCCUCCACCCACAGUAUGGUGCUCAUCUUAUUCUCCGCAAGCUAUAGUUCCAUACCAUAAAAAAGAAUAAAACACUGGAAGUGAUCCCAGUAUUUAAAGUCAAUUUUUUUUUAACGAAUAUCUUAUCCAAACCAGAGCAGAAAAAGUAGAACUCAAACUCAAAGGCUCUACUCACCAGAUCUUUCCUGGCUGUUAAAUAAUGUUCCAUAAAAAAUAAAAAUACAUUUGUGUGAAUGCAUGGAUCAUAUUUGAAAAAUAAAGAUAAUGCAAUUGACAGUUUACACGACAAAACAAAAUUACUUAAUAUAAACUAUAAAUUAUUAUGUUUAAAAUUUUCAAAUUAAACAACUAUUUAAUGCAGGUAAAUUAUAAAAAUAUACAUUAUUACUUAUGCAAAUAAAUAUUUAUUUAUUAAAAAAUAAAAAUAAACAUCAGCGCAUGUGUGUGGGUUAAAGUCUAAUUACUAUUAAGGCUUCAACAUGUAACCAUUAAAAGAAUAUGAAUAAUAAAAUAAAAGGAACAAAGAGAAAUGUCUAUUACGUACUUACGUUAAGGAAUAAAUAUAGUUUAUUAUUUUUUAAAUGCAAAUGAAUGUUAAGGAAUUAUAAAUAACAAAUAUCUUUUGUAUAUAGUGUAAAUUGUAAGUAAUGACAACGAAUUCACUAUUCCCACUUAUUCAUUUGGUUACCAUAUAGGGCCUAAAUAUAUAAGUUAAACUAAAGAAAUAAAUAUUAACAUUUGAAAACUUACUUAAAAUAUUGGCAAAUAUUAUAGUAAAAUGGUGGGAAAAUAUAUAUUUUAGGUGUAAUAAAUCCAAAGUACAUUUUAGAUAAAAAUAAAAUGGUAAAUUAAUGUUAAAAUAGUUAAAGUAACAAAAAAAAUUUAUAAACAUUCACAAUGUAUAAAACAAGAGACUUAUAUUUCCAAAAUAUAUAUUUCAAAAUAAAACGAAAUUACUAUUACAUAUAUAAGUUAAAAUACCAAAAUAAAAAUAUUAACAUUUGACACCGUACUUAACUAUUAUAGUAAAAUGGAAAAUCAAAGCAGAAUAGUAAUAUUAACCAAAAUACAUAUUUUUAGGUAUAUAAUCCAAAUUACAUUUUAUACUAAAAUAAAAUGGUAAAUUAGUGUUAAAAUAUUUAAAUUAAGAAAAAGAAAAACAUCUAAGAAAAUCACAGUGUAUAGGAGAAUAAACUUAUAUUUCCCAAUAUAUAUAUAUAUAUUUUAGUAUAGAACUAAAUUAAUUUUACAUAUAUAAGUUAAACUAACAAAAUAAAUAUUAAAAUUUGACAACUUACUUAAAAUGGUAACUAUUAUAAUAAAAUGGAAAAUCCAAAGCAAAAUAGUAAUAUUAACCAAAAAUACAUAUUCGUGGUAUAAUAAUCCAACGUACAUUUUAAAAUAAAAUAAAUGGUAAAUUACUGUUAAAAUAGUUAAAGUAACAAUACAUCUACAAAAAUUCUCAAAGUAUAAAAAAUAAGUAAUUUUCUAAUUUUUCUAAUAUCAUUAAUAAUUAAUAUCAAAAAAUAAACUAAUAAAGAAAAAUCAUCAAAAACAUUGAAUUUAUGGAUGAAAAGAACUAUUUCUUUUCCAAAGAAAAUAUAAAUAUGAAUACAACAAUAUACUAACACAGGUGAAUGCUAAUUAGAUCUAUAUUAUAUUAAUAUAUAAUAUAACAAUAAAACAUAUACAAACCAUGUUCUUGUGCUGAUUCCGUGUGUUUGUGAAUGUCUCAUCCUUCAAAUGAGUUUUUCUCUAUAUAGGAAAAAGUCGGCUAUAUCUCUUUUUUGCCUUUGACGACUUGUCUUUUUCCAACCGCCUCUCUUCUCGCUAUUUGGCCGGAUACACUUAUAUGAUGGGUCUUAUCAAAAAUUUAAUGUAUCGGAUAAAUUGUCAAUGUGGAUCAUGUGAGAAGGAGGAUAGGGAAUCAAUUAUUAACAGUCCCUUUGAAUA
Molecule: messenger RNA, 3578 nt
Organism: Brassica napus (rape)
Lineage: Eukaryota; Viridiplantae; Streptophyta; Magnoliopsida; Brassicales; Brassicaceae
Product: cytochrome P450 72A15-like
Exons: 5
Coding region: 134-1672 (512 amino acids)
Molecular function (GO): heme binding; monooxygenase activity; iron ion binding
Source: RefSeq, a predicted model, not a curated record